CUAUCAAUCGGUUCAUGGUCAUGGUGAUUGUCAUAUUAGUAUAUAAACUUCAGUAGAAACCAAAGUAGAUAUCGAUUUGAAUUGCCAGACCGAUUUAUCUUCACUAGGAAACGAGAAGGAGGAUUCAGAUAUGCUGAAAUUUGUGUUGCUGAUUAGUUGUUUGAUAUCUAUCCAAACAGUUGUUUUUUGUGCUGAUUGUGUUGAUCAAGCAUGCCUUACGAAACUUUAUAAUGCAAGAGUGACAAAAGCAGAGUAUUAUACAAGACCAUUGGGUUCAUCAUGGUCGGGUUCUUCGAUUGGACGAAGGAAAAAGAGACAUGAUUAUCAUUUACAUCACGCAGGGGUUGUUGUGACAAUCGACCAGUACGUAGUCGGAAGAGAUAAAUGGUUGAUACACAAAGGCAGUGACUAUGGUGAUGCUCACGAUACUGUCAUUACGGAUGCCAGCUACAUGGGAUCAAGCUGGACAAAUACAAAAGUAAAGUAUCUUUCGGCCUGUCAUUACACAGUGAACAGUUUUAUGAUAGCAGCCAGAAUAACAUCCCCGUAUAAUUUAUUGGGACCAAACUGUCAAACGGCUGCAAAUGGAAUAUGGGACCUGAUAGAACACUGCUAAAAAGAUUCUCCGAGAGGUUGAAUAUAGAUAUGUAAUAAAUAUUUUCCUCUA
Molecule: messenger RNA, 667 nt
Organism: Mytilus trossulus (common blue mussel)
Lineage: Eukaryota; Metazoa; Mollusca; Bivalvia; Mytilida; Mytilidae
Exons: 3
Coding region: 131-616 (161 amino acids)
Source: RefSeq, a predicted model, not a curated record